Messenger RNA from Cladophialophora yegresii CBS 114405, 1548 nucleotides. RefSeq lists its product as uncharacterized. The record is from RefSeq and is a predicted model, not a curated record. NCBI's taxonomy places the organism in Eukaryota, Fungi, Ascomycota, Eurotiomycetes, Chaetothyriales, Herpotrichiellaceae. Gene Ontology annotation, molecular function: zinc ion binding; DNA binding. Gene Ontology annotation, biological process: DNA-templated transcription. The transcript is spliced from 2 exons. The coding region runs from base 1 to 1548 and encodes 515 amino acids.
AUGGGCCAGGCGCAAAAUCCUGCUUCUUCAGGCUUGAGCCACACGGACUUGCGACUGCUUCAAGUCCAAAAGGUGUUUGACUUGCCGCAACGAUCGGUGCUGGCAAGUCUGAUCGACUGUUACUUCGAACAUUGCUCUCCAUGGGUCCCCGUCCUGGAGCCUGCAGUGGUUGAAGACCUUGAUAGCAAUGGGUCGUCGCCGCUGUUGUUGAAUGCCCUCCUCCUUGCUGGCAGCCGUGUGACAUCGAAUGACCUCUUGGCCUCGUCGGCUGAGGAUUUCUAUCGGAAGGCAAGGCUAUUAUUCAUCCUAGGCCAUGAAAGAGAUCCGCUCAUUUCCAUCAUUGCCGUCACCCUGCUCCAGUGGUACAACCCUACGGGUCCCGAGCGCAUCUCCACAAGUACCAGUGGGUUUUGGGUCCGAAUCUCGGCUGGACUGGCAUACCAGACUGGGCUGCACAAGGAGCCUCCUGUUGCGGCGAAAGACAGGGCCCUUCGGCGCAGGCUGUGGUGGGCCAUAGUUGCACGAGACGACAUUAUCUCGGUGGGGACAGGGAGGCCGAGAACAAUCAAUCUGGACGACAGCGACGUCGUACCACCCACAGUCCAUGAUUUUCCAACUCCUGACAACAAAGCACGCUUGUUUGUGGCAUUCUCGGUGAUCAUCCGCCUCUUGGGAGAUCUUACGGAGAACAUCCGCCGGAAGACCGUGACGGCGACCAAGCGGACAAAUCUCGAAAACGGCCUCUAUCGCUGGGUUAAGGACUUGCCACCCAAUUUCCGUCUCUUCCAUCGAUCAUCAAGAAAGCUCAACCCGUACAGCUUCGAGGCCAGACAGCUUCUGGUGCCCUAUUUCGUGACUCUGUUCAUCUUGGCUCGACACUCACCUGAACAAAACGACAGAACUCUCAGAGCGUCGUUCAUUGCGUCCUCCUUCGUGGUGGGUAUCUUUGAAGAUUUCCUGAAUCGGGGCGAACUCUGUCACUGUGGACCGGUCUUCUCCUUCUAUGCCUUUGCAGCGGGGCUCGCUCAGAUGCCUGCGUUAAGAUACAGAACUCUUGCUGAGAGUUCGAGAGAGUCGUUCUCCAUAAUCCGCUCCUCUCUGACGGAGAUGAUGAAGAGAUGGGGCUCCGCGGAAGGUGCCCUGGCUGUCUUGGUCGAAAUCAACAAGCUUACCUUGCAGCGUCCGCUCCUCAGGGAUGUACCGAGUCAAGGAUCGACGACAGACUUCGCGCCAUUCUUUGACGACUUUGGUCCAGAACUCUGCAAACACUACUGGCUUUUGGAACGGACUGCAAGUGGUCAGAUCUCAAAUGCCCCUCCUUCGCUAUCGUCAUGUUUCGGCCAACCAGAUUUGAGUGAGACGCGAUCGGACCAUGAGGUCGAGAAUUCAGUCCACAGACUUCACUCUCAACCCGUGUUGGACCCAUCAGUCAUCAGUACUGAGCACGCCGACACGCUGCUCAUGAGUCAAAACCCGCUGUUCUUCGAUGACCUGGACCCAUCCGGUCGUUGGAUAGACGACUUGGGACUAGGUUUAGCCACAUACUAG